Molecule: messenger RNA, 489 nt
Organism: Hyphopichia burtonii NRRL Y-1933
Lineage: Eukaryota; Fungi; Ascomycota; Pichiomycetes; Serinales; Debaryomycetaceae
Exons: 1
Coding region: 1-489 (162 amino acids)
Source: RefSeq, a predicted model, not a curated record
AUGAAAAAUAUAAAGCGAAGAGAACCAUUUUCUUCAGCUGAAGGGAUAAGUCAGCAGGGUAAUUUAAAGAACAAGCAGGCAAUAGCGGAUUACUUUAAUAAAGAUAUUUCAGGAGUUAGCAAUGGCCACACUACCAAUGCAAAUGAUUUUACAAAAUUUGAUCCUAAAACGGAGGAAAAUCCUUCAGCUAAAGAAAAAGUGAACGCAUGGAUUAAGAAUUUACCAUACUGGAAGAUAGAGGAAGGUCCUUGGGUCACUAGCUGUUUUCCUGGAAUUGUGACUAGUGAGAGUAUAGACUACGAUGAAAUGGAUUGUUGUGAUGCAGAUGAUAUCCAGGAACUACAGUCACGGAAGAUUACUCGUUAUGUGAUUGAAUUAUACUAUUCCGAUGCAGAAAUCAUCAAGUAUGGAUUUAAUGAAGAUGAACUAGUUCUUUUGGGAGGAAAUCAAAAAUAUUCAAACGAAAAAUUUUUUGAAUGGAAAAAUUAA